Calliphora vicina (urban bluebottle blowfly) is the source of this 1309-nucleotide messenger RNA. Its product is annotated as zinc carboxypeptidase-like. Gene Ontology annotation, biological process: proteolysis. Lineage: Eukaryota; Metazoa; Arthropoda; Insecta; Diptera; Calliphoridae. Gene Ontology annotation, molecular function: metallocarboxypeptidase activity; zinc ion binding. The record is from RefSeq and is a predicted model, not a curated record. Bases 20 to 1291 code for a protein of 423 amino acids. The transcript has 5 exons.
UGCAGGUCGCUGAGGCAAAAUGAAGGCUCUUUUUGUACUUUUUGCAAUUUUUACAAUCAUUAAUGCGGCUUCUCUAAAAAUUGAGGAGGAAAAAGUAAAUUAUGAAGGAUAUAAAGUUUAUAAAGUAAAUAUUGCUAAUAAAGAGCAGAGAGCUGUUAUACAUCAAUUAGCUACAAAUCUGGAGCUUUCUAUAUGGCACGAAGAUAGGGAACAUAUUGAUUUAAUGGUCAAUCCCAAACAGCAAUCAGUCUUUUCAAAUUUGACUUUCGCUCGUGGUAUUGAGAAUUAUGAAAUGAUCUCAAAUUUGCAAAGUUUAAUAAAUGAAGAACAGAAAUCUGUAGAUAGUUUAGAUAAUACAGAAUUUACUUGGACACGUUAUCACAAACUUCCUGAAAUUGAAACUUUUAUCGACAAUAUCUUGUCAAAGUACUCUGCUGUGGCUCAAGAAUUUGUCAUUGGUCAAUCCUAUGAGGGCCGCAAAAUAAGAGGUAUUAAAAUUUCCUAUAAAUCAGGAAAUCCUGGCAUAUUCAUAGAAGCCAAUAUACAUGCCCGCGAAUGGAUUACUUCAGCUACGGCCACCUGGUUUAUCAAUGAACUGUUGACAUCCAGCGAUACAAAUGUACGCAAUUUGGCGGAGAAUUAUGACUGGUAUAUAGUUCCUGUCUUAAAUGUUGAUGGUUUUGUUUAUAGUCAUGAAAAGGAUCGUUUAUGGCGCAAAACUCGCCAGCCUAUAGCACAUUCAACCUGCAUUGGCACUGAUGGCAAUCGUAAUUUUGAUUCAUAUUGGGGUAUUGAGGGUGGUUCUUCUACCAAUCCCUGUGAUUAUGAUUAUGCAGGUCCUAAAGCUUUUUCAGAGCCGGAGAUUAAGGGAUUAGCUGAUUACUUGCAGGCUAAUAAAAAUAAAUUGAAUAUACUUAUAGCCUUUCAUAGUUAUAGUCAAGUUUUGCUGUCACCUUAUGGUCAUACAACCGAAGAGCUUCCCGAAAAUUAUGAGGAUUUAAUGAAAGUUGCUAAAGCUUAUGCCGAUGCUGUGGGAGUGUUACCUUAUGCUACGAAAUAUACUUAUGGAACAUCAGCGGGAUCAAUGUACUUGGCUUCUGGCGCUACCAUUGAAUAUGCUUACAAUGAAGUGGACAUUAAAAUAACUUAUACUGUUGAAAUGCGCGAUACUGGCCGAUAUGGAUUUGUUUUGCCACCCGUACAAAUUCUACCUAAUUGUGAAGAAACCAUGACUGGUUUAAUGGCACUGGUGAAAGAAUCUGAACAGUUGGGUUAUCUGAAAUUGAAAUAACUGUUAAGCAAGUUAUAA